Staurois parvus is the source of this 663-nucleotide messenger RNA. Lineage: Eukaryota; Metazoa; Chordata; Amphibia; Anura; Ranidae. The record is from the annotation of a GenBank genome assembly.
AUGGGCCCCUAUACCGCCUCCUCAUGCUGCUGCCAGGUCCAGAGUGUGUCAUGGGCCCCCCCGUACCGAUUCUUCCAAAAAUGCUGCUGCCAGGCCCGUAAUCUGUCAUGGGCCCCUGUAAACCCCGCCCCCCCAUGCUGCUACGCCAGGUACACCAGAUUAUGUCAUGGGUCCCUGUACGGCCGCCCAUUGCUGCUGCCAGGCCUGUAAUCUGCCCAUGGCCCCCCCUACCGACUCCUCAUGCUGCUGCCAGGCCCGUAAUCUGCCAUGGGCCCCUGUACCCAGCCUCCUCAUGCUGCUGCAGCCAGGUCCAGAGUGUGUCAUGGGUCCCUGUACGGGCCUCCCAUUGCUGCUGUCACUCUUCGCCACAACUCUGCCAAUGUGCCACUUUCAGGUCUCCUCAAACUGCUGCUGGUGGUUUCCCAUUUUUGUCAUAGGGUGCUGCAUGGCCUCCCCAUUGCUGCUGCCUCCAACCGCCACACUGUGUGCUCCACACACUCUGGUUUUGGCCCCGUGACUGGCCAAAUGAGUGAAGUGUGCGGUGAUUCUAAGAUCGACGGCACUCAUCUGCAUGUCAUACUGCCUGACAGUAUUAUUUCCUUCCCCAGCAGACUCCAAGGGCAUUUAAAAUAUUUAAAGGUACAGUGUUCAGCACUAAUAUUA